UUUGAAGUUACUGCUGAGGAUAUACUAGCACAAGAUGUAACAUGUAGAUGUAAGGAAUAUCAAAGUAUAUGGGAGAGGUACACAUCUGGUAGUGGUCUCAAAAAUGUAAAACCAUGUAUCCAUGAUGCUAAACAGAUUAAUGAACAGAAUUGUACAAUUAUAAACCCGUCCUAUGUUAGUUGUGUCCAGUAUUCAUGUAAAUCUGGAAUAGUAGAAAGUAGUCCCCAUUUUAUCAGACGUGAUUCAGACAGUACACAAACUAUGUCAAAUAAUGAUGAUAGUUCUGAUACAUUAGUAGAUAGCAACUGUAGCAUAAGUAAGAGUGUUAAUCCAUUUGGUUCUCAAAGUACUUUGGCGCAUGUAUCUCGUGUGCAAGACAACAGCAGUGGUACACUUUAUAGCUAUGGUGACCUUACAAGUAAAGAAAGCUUACAAUCCAUUGAUUCUACCAGAGAAAAGAAAGAAAAAGACAAACUUCCUAAAGGAACAAAAUAUCCCAGUGCUUGUAAUAACAUUGAACAGCAAACUCAUAAAAAACCACAGGAAGACAAAUUAAAAAACAUUUCCCAUCAAAAGGGUUUCUCAAUCAAUUCAGAAUUUCUGAAAAAUAUUGAUAUUGGCUUUGCUGAGGACUGGGAGCACAGUAUAAGCAUAUGUCAACCAGUUGGACUAUCAGGUAACAAUGAUAACUCAGCUGCAAAUACUUCCAUUGCCCCACAUGAUUUAUCAAAACAACAUUUACUUGCUAAUGAGGUGAAUGCUCGAUUGAAAAGACCAAAUCAAGGUUCUAAAACAGAUAGUGACAUAAGUUCAUCUGACUGGAAUGAUACCUAUUUAGUUAAUACAAUUAUGAAUGAUGACAGUCAAACUUCAAGUCUGAUUACCUUAGUGGAUACCCAACUCCCAAUAAAUCACCCAGCCAUAAUCCAGCCUAUAUUAGUUAAUGCUAGGCAGAAUCAUACAUCAGAUAACUAUGAAGAAUGUCAUGCUGGACCACAAGGGCAGCCAACUGUGUCACCAUCCUCCCCUAGUGAUGAGGCUGUAUCCCGGGAGAUCUUCAAGGCUCUAGAAAGUCUCACAAAAGACAAAGCAUUAUCGUCUAAAUGUCAUGCUAAGGCAAAUAGGAAAGCCGUUACAAUAAAUUGUAGUCUGAACCGGAAUAUAGACAAGGAUAUGAGAAAUCCACUUGAGUGUAAGAUCCUCGCAGAAACAAAAGAAGAUAUUCACAAUGAAAUAGACUUAAUGCCAUCUUGUUUAAGUGAAGAUAUAGAGCUUCUUAAGGAGAGAGGCUUGCCUAUUGAUUGCGUGAGAAAACAAUAUAAUGUUAGUAAAUCAAUGCCAUAUGUAGGUGACGAACCAGGUAGAAACAGUCGAUCAAUCUCCCCACAACAUGACACUCUCUACCAAUCAGUGCUGACUGGUGAUCUUACUGAUAAAAAUCAUCAGAUUAACCCGAACCAUAAAUCUGACUUUCCAAUCCCUAGAGGGGUCAGUUUGAAUAUCCCUAACAACAAAACAAUCCCAAAAAAUAGUGAAAUCAAUUCCCAAUCAAGUGACGGUAAUAUGACACUGAGCACACAAAGCAUUUCUGGGGAUAGAUCCCAUUGUUCUUAUAAGCACGUUUACUCUGGGUCUGGGAUCAAUGGACAUGGAUUAGAUAAUGUUGUGUCUACACAGCCUAUUAUGAGAUUGAAAUCCAAUAGGCCUGAGCCAGCAAGCACGAUCAAUGAUACUCUCAGGACAUGUACUUUCCCCAUCAAAUCGACCUCAACUUAUACUGACAAUACUUACCCAAACCCAUCUACUUUAACUCACUCUAACUGUACUAGUCUACUUAAUGGGAAAGAUACAACUGUUGCCAUGCAACCGAUCCCAGGUGAACACUCACAUCAAGAAGAUAAUAGAUUAACGUUCUGUUCAACUGGUGUUGUUACGCAAAAAUCGUCCAGCCAAAAUCGUGUCAUUGGUCAAUUGAGUGAAUGGUUCUUUAAGCUGCAACAGGCGGAUUGGAUGCCUCUGAGAGCUCGUGUAAAGCGACAAACUAAACUCAUCUCAAAAUCUAGAAGCCCAAAGGAACUGAGUUUCUCAAUGGAGGCCAGUGCUGCACAGAGACAAUUGAUUGCCCAACUUGAAGC
Molecule: messenger RNA, 2135 nt
Organism: Owenia fusiformis
Lineage: Eukaryota; Metazoa; Annelida; Polychaeta; Sabellida; Oweniidae
Source: the annotation of a GenBank genome assembly